AUGCGACAACCGGAUAAGUUAAGGGUAGUAUCUGUAAUAGUCACCUUUGAUGAUGAUAUAGAUAAACUCUGUGAGAUUGAUGCAGUGACUACCUAUGAUGUGGGAAUAAUGAUUGUUCCCAUUGAAGAGAGAUUAGGUGUUGAAGCCUUAGACCAGUGUUACAGAAUAUUCAUCAAAGAUUUCUCAAAGAUUACAAAUUCUUUAUGCAAGCUUCUUGAGAAAGAGGUGAAGUUUGAUUUUGAUGAAGCAUGUCUGAAAGCUUUUGAGUGCUUAAAGGAUAAGUUGGUGUCUGCUCGUAUCAUUGUGUCUCCUAAUUGGUCCUUGUCAUUCGAGACCAUCUGUGAUUCAAGUGGUGUGGAUUUAGAUGUUGUUUUUGGCCAAAGAAUAGAAAAGAUUCUGCACCCUAUCUACUAUGCUAACAAGGCAUUGAACCCUGCUUAG
This is a messenger RNA of Capsicum annuum, 441 nucleotides long. RefSeq lists its product as uncharacterized. The coding region runs from base 1 to 441 and encodes 146 amino acids. Lineage: Eukaryota; Viridiplantae; Streptophyta; Magnoliopsida; Solanales; Solanaceae. The record is from RefSeq and is a predicted model, not a curated record. The transcript is spliced from 2 exons.